Messenger RNA from Rhizophagus irregularis DAOM 181602=DAOM 197198, 723 nucleotides. The record is from RefSeq and is a predicted model, not a curated record. NCBI's taxonomy places the organism in Eukaryota, Fungi, Glomeromycota, Glomeromycetes, Glomerales, Glomeraceae.
AUGUCGAAGAAGAGGAGAAGGAUGAUAGAUAAGAUGAUGAUCUUGCGAGACUUCUGGAGCAAGAAGAAAGAAAUACUGAUAAGAGAAGAGAGAAGGAGAGGAGAGGAAAUAAUAACGGUCAAGAAGAAAAUGAAAAUGAUGAAAAUGGUUAAGAUUAUCUAUAUAACUAUUGUUCAUAAAGUCCAAGAUAAGUAUCAUCUUAUUGAUGAGGAAAUGAAAUGUCUUUUUUUGCGAACUAGAAAUCCGCCUGAUCAUGCGUUUAAUAAAAUAACGCAAAAAAUAUUUGGGCAUGAUGCUUAUCAAAGUAUGGCAAAGUCAAUUAACAAACGUUAUCGUAAAUCAUUCUCUGACUAUCAAUAUCAAUUGAAAAACGUGCUUUCGGUGCUAGUAAAAGAAUUUCAAGAAUUUCAACAAAUGGCUGAAAGUGAAUGUAAUACAGAAAGGUCAAACCCUACCGACGUUGAAGUAAAUAACUUCAUAUCACGUGAAGUCAUUUUAAAAAGAAUCUUAAGUCGACAUGUUUCGGCAAUCGACUUCACGAAGUUAUCUGAAACCUCUCUAGAGAAGUUAGUAGAAUUUUCCAGAAAAGGUUUCAAGAUAGUGUGGUCUGAAACAGAUAUUAGUAUCGUUAGAAAAAAAAUUAAAGAAUUAGACAUCAUUACGGAAGGGUUAGAAAUUCCUUUUCGUAGCAGAAGAAACAUUGCAAGUUCUUUAAAACUAUGA